This is a messenger RNA of Nasonia vitripennis (jewel wasp), 3778 nucleotides long. It is a transcript of the gene IP3K2, whose product is annotated as inositol-trisphosphate 3-kinase B. Gene Ontology annotation, biological process: inositol phosphate biosynthetic process. The transcript has 6 exons. Bases 219 to 1781 code for a protein of 520 amino acids. The record is from RefSeq and is a predicted model, not a curated record. Lineage: Eukaryota; Metazoa; Arthropoda; Insecta; Hymenoptera; Pteromalidae. Gene Ontology annotation, cellular component: nucleus; cytoplasm. Gene Ontology annotation, molecular function: inositol tetrakisphosphate kinase activity; inositol-1,4,5-trisphosphate 3-kinase activity.
ACGCGAUCGCCUUUCCAUCGCGCGCGCCGCACUCCUCGCGGGUGGAGGCAAAGAGCUCUCGCAGUGAGCGCAGCGCCGAGGACCGCUGCAGUCGACAUCUUGUGCGUCUGUGUGUUCGUACUCGUUCCGAUUGUGAAGUGUCUUCGCGAGCGCGCAGGAGAGAAAGUGCGAGUUAUGCGGAGCGUCGCUUGAUCGCACGGAGCGCAGAGAGCCCCACGAUGCAGGAGGUAGUCCAGUGCGAGCGCCGGAUCCCCCGGAUCAUCUGCACGAGAGCGUCCUUCUGCGACGACGACCUGGAGCCCGAGUCCAACAACAACAACAACAACAACAACAACCACGCGAGCCACGUCAACAACAACAACAACAACAACAACAACAAAGUCCACCAGAGCCACAUGGCCAGGCAAAAGAAGAUCGCGAGGAGCCGGGUGAGGAGGAACUCGAGGCGGCUCACGCUCUCGGCCUCCGACUGCAGGAGGUCCUCCUCGUCCUCGAGGAGCCCCUCGCCCAUCGUCUGCGCGGCCGAGAAGCGCAGCCAGAGGAGCGCCGACGUCGCCGAGGACGAGGCGGCGAAGAACCUGCUGAACUGCUGCGAGGCCUCCGGCUACAGGCAGUACCUCGAGCUCCUCGACGUGCCCAGCCUCUACUGGAACAACGUCGAGUGGAGCGAGCCCAGCGGCGACGAUCUCAGCAGCGAGUGGGACUCAGAUCAGAGCUUCAAGUGCGAGAAGAUCGACGACGAGGAGAUCGAGAACCGACCGGUUGUCAAGACGUCCGGCUGGAGAAAACUGCGCAACAUCGUGCACUGGACGCCGUUCUUCCAGACGUACAAGAAGCAGCGCUACCCAUGGGUCCAGUUAGCGGGUCACCAGGGCAACUUUCGCGCGGGCCCCAUGCCCGGAACUAUUCUCAAGAAGCUCUGCCCCCAAGAGGAGGCCUGCUUCCGGCUGCUCAUGCACGACGUCCUCAGGCCAUACGUGCCGGAGUACAAGGGUGUCCUCGACGUCAGGGAGCUCGAGGACCGAGGCAAAGCCGAACCGAACAACCAGAGCGAGGCCAGCCUGGCGAACAACGAUAGCGGCGAGAACGACAGCAAAGGCACGAUAGUCGCCUCCUAUCUCCAGCUCCAAGACCUCCUCGGCGAGUUCGAGCAGCCCUGCGUCAUGGACUGCAAGGUCGGCGUGCGAACCUACCUCGAGACCGAGCUCGCCAAAGCCAAGGAACGACCGAAGCUGCGCAAAGACAUGUACGAGAAGAUGGUGCAGGUGGAUCCGAGCGCGCCGAGCGCCGAGGAGCGUCGGUUGCAGGGCGUCACCAAGCCCAGGUACAUGGUCUGGCGCGAGACGAUAUCCAGCACGGCGACUCUCGGCUUCCGCGUCGAGGGCAUGAAACUCGCGCGCGGAGGCUCCUCCAAGGACUUCAAGACCACCAGAACGAGGGAGCAGGUAAUGGAGGCAGUGCGUCGCUUCGUCGACGGCUACCCGCACGCGAUCUCGAAGUACCUUCAACGCCUCAAGGCGAUUCGCGCGACCCUCAAGGCAUCACCGUUCUUCGCAACUCACGAGGUCGUGGGCUCGUCCCUUCUGUUCGUGCACGACGCCAAAAACGCUGGCGUCUGGAUGAUCGACUUCGCGAAGACGCUGCCGCUGCCGCAACACCUGCCCCGCAUUGCCCACGACGCCGAGUGGCAGGUUGGCAACCACGAGGACGGCUACCUCAUUGGUGUCAACAAUCUCAUUGACAUCUUCGAGGAGAUCAAGGAGUCCGAAGAUGCCUCGUAGUGCGCAGUUUGAAGGAACGAAUUAUAAACACAGUGUGUCGAUCAAGUUUUGUGCAGUUUGAAAAGCCGAUGUGUAUGGACAGGAGUUAAAGAAGUACCGGUAGAUAAAUACUCGCGUCGGAUUCAAGAUUGACUAUGUGCGUGUGCGUUUACAUUUAAACAAUCGAUGGUGUGUAUUAAAUUAAUACAGCUGUUGUUGAUGAGACUGUUGGCACGAGCCUAGUAUUUGGCUAGUAUUUGGUUACUGGUAACUUCGUGUUGUGUACAAAAGUAGAAAUUCGUUGCAAGUAUGCUGAAGAUUUCCGAGUUUAAUAAAUUGUCGAAAGUUUAGCUACUGUUAAAAUAUUCAAGUGCGAUAUCGGAUCAAUACUGACAAUGCUUAUCAAUGAUAAGUACUCGACUAGUGCACGAACAUGCACAUUUAUAAAGAGGCUCGAUUGAACAUUUCAAAUUUUAAUGUCUCGGAAAUAUGUUAUUAUCUAGGCAACAGUUAUAAAUUAAUCGCGUUUAAACCCGAGUUCCGCAGUACGAGAAUUAUAUUUUAGGGUGUGAUUGAUUUUCUCAAAUCUUUCAGUUUUUAGUGCAUUGCUUGAUGUGAAAGCGCAAAUUAAUCACCGAGGAAAGAGCUCGAAAUCGGGCAAAACUUAUUUAACAAAAUCAAUUGCUCAUUUGUACGUUGCUCACAAUGAAUAGUUUUUAAGAAAGCUACUUUGCUUGCUACCUUUACUAUUUAAUUUAUUCGCAAUGGCGUUACAAAAGUAUUUCUCGGUGCUCAUGUCUGGUAUGAAUGCGUGUUGCGUAGAGCGCUUAUCAAACAAACUUCAAUACUUUUUUUCUUCAAACAAAAAAAACAUCUUGAAAGACAAUAAAGAUAGAGCGCGGUUAAUAUUUUUUAACUAUACGAAAUAUACCAAAGACACGGCAGCAUGUUUUUUGUGGCUGCCCAGAUAAUGAGAGAGAGAGUAUAGCUACAUUUAUUUUUAAAUAACUUAGCAGAGGAAAUUUUUGUAGGAAUAAGAAUUUUUAGAAUAAUUUCAAAAUAACGGAAAUUACCGAAAGUAACUUUAUUUGUGUACUCGAAUUAAAAAUAUUGCAAAAGCCCCUCAAAUGCGAGUGCCUUUGUAUUUAAAUCGUAUUUCUCACAGUGUCUAUGUACUCGAGAGCAUCUGUAAAUAGUCGCAUACUAGCCUAUUAACGUAUAUCAUUCACACUCUCGACGAACUAUUAUUUAAAUCUUUAUAGUUAAUGAAAUUAAAAACAAAAUACAAAAGAAAUUUCGAAUAAUAAAUAAACAUGAAAGAAAAUUGGUGCGUUUCAGUUCUGCGGAGCGAUAUCUUCCUUUUUUUAUAUGUAAUAAUAAUUGCGUAAUUAAAUUUUCUAUACAAGAAAAGUGUUCGUUUAGUAAGGUAAAAUAAUUUAAUAAAAAUAAAAAUUUAUUUACAUACUUUUUAUCGAAUAAAAACAUCAAUAUUGAAUGCAAUAAAAGUAUUAAAAAUUGAUUGAAAUAUAAAAAUCAUGUUGUUAUUAGAUCAUUUCCCGUUAAAUUAUACUCUUAUAAAUCAAAUUCUUUAAAGUUUCUUAUAUCUAUAUCAACGAAGAAUUAUCGCGUUUUCUUUGUGAUUGGCACAUAAAUUUUGUAUACUUUUAAAUUAUUUAAGGAAUAAAGGCAGUACAACAAAAUGUUUUUUGAUUAUCUUGAAAUUAAAAACGAGAUAAAAGGCUUUCUAAAAUAUUGGUACAUUUUUCUUAAUUGAAACUAGUUUUUAUAACUCUUUUAUUCAUACAGUUGGUUCAGACUGUUAGGGUUCUUGAUAAUAUCAAGAUUCCAUAUACAUCCAAAAUUGUACCGCGAAUGGUCCACACAAUCGUUUUUACUUAUGCGUUCACUCACUUUUACAACAUUGUCUUAUCUUCAUUAAUCACACGUCGACACUGCACGUAAUUUAAAAAAAAAACAAAAAAUAUUUGUGUGGCAGUUCGUCGAUUACUACUUAGCAC